Messenger RNA from Drosophila ananassae, 708 nucleotides. RefSeq lists its product as uncharacterized. The record is from RefSeq and is a predicted model, not a curated record. The transcript has a single exon. Lineage: Eukaryota; Metazoa; Arthropoda; Insecta; Diptera; Drosophilidae. The coding region runs from base 235 to 627 and encodes 130 amino acids.
AUUCCGUGUUCAUUAUGUCACAAGUAAAGCAAACAAUUUGAAACAAUUCGAUACGCCAAACCGACGAACAGACAAACACAUACGGAGUGUUCUCGAAAACACACAGAUCCCGCCGACCCACUCCAGUAGUUGUCUGUCGACCUGUCUCCGUCUAACUAAUUUCGGCAAACCAAAUUCCUGUUACGAUAAUUUAAUACAAUUACGACUCCCCCCCUUACAACAAGAAUAACAAGAAUGCCGGAAACAAAAACCAAGACGCUCUGCAGCCCCAGCAACGGUCUCGACGAUUUCGAAGAAGACGACAUCAAUGCCGCCACCAAUCGCCUUGUAACCCGCCCACGUCAACGGUCCCAGUCUCAGUCCCGGCAACGGCAUAGGUCCUACCACCCCAACACCAACACCAAUCCCAAUCCCAAUCCCAACCAGAAUCAGAGGCAGCGCCGGACCCAAGGCCAUCGCAAUGCCGCCGGCCUUACGACCAAACAGGAGGUGACACUGAAGGCCGGCGACAUGCGAAUGGCCCGGAUCCAGAUAAGUCUCUCCCAGCUACGCACCGAAAUGGAGGCCUCCAGCAAGACGCUCCAUGACCUGGCCAGGAUGCUCAAGGUGGACAUGGAUGCCGAGUGACAUACCAAGAAAAAUGGUUUAUCUGCAGAGUGUUUGUUUUUGUGAAAGUGUUCAUUAAAUCUAACGAAAUUGUCUUAAAAA